AUGUCUUCAAAGGAGACUCAGAAUUCUGCCUAUGAGGUGGGAUCUAACAGUCCUGCUGGCCUUCAUCAUGGCGAUGUCCCAGUGCCACCGCAGGACCAGCCCUAUGGGAAGCCAAAUCUUCCCGUGCGGCUGCGCGAAUACGCUCACAUACUCGAUCCCUGGACUAUCUUCAAAUGGGAACACCCUCAUUUCUACCGCAAACCUGGUUUCGGAUACCAAAAGCUAGCCUCUUAUCGACAUCGUGACGUGUUUGAUCGCAUUUGGAUUGGAGACUAUGAUGAUCGCUACAUUUCGUCUUGGGAUGGCAAGAUCUCCAAGCUUGUUGUGCAGGCUGUCGAUGACAUUUAUGACAAUAAUACGGGAUCUACAUAUCGUCGGACUUUCAUAAGGAAUAGUGCACCUAUAUUCCUGAGACUUGCUAAUUGGCCUUUCAACCACAUUAAUUAUGCAAAGCACAAUGGGCCCACAAGCGAAGAUUUCCCCAUGCUAUGCCUCAAAUGGUUCAUUGCAUCAUGUGCCAUCACCCUCGUUGUUAGUAGCUCUCUGACCCGAUAUCUAUCACAACUAAUCGCUGGGACCGUGCAGAUAUCCACUCCUAUUGCUGCUCAGCCGGAGGCGCGAAACAAUGGCGGCUAUGAUCCCGUGCCAUAUCAAUACUUUGGCUAUCCCAAGGUCGCCCGCAACAUCCUCGAGAUGGAUCGUCCUUUGGGCCGCGACUCGAUCCAGACAAACGCCAUUGCCGAACGUGUGCUACGGCCUCGCUAUCUCUGUUUCUUGCGCGAUAAGGGACAGCCUGCCAAGAUUACGAAAGUUGAAGAAUGGAUUACUGAAAACCCUGGGCGUAACCUCUCUUAUGUGUUCAUUGCAUAUACGGCUGAGCAGUUUGAAAGUACAGAAGAUCUCCUGGCCCUUCAUAGGAUCGCUGAUGCGGCCGCUCGUAAUGCUGGAGUCUUGGCCUAUUGGGUCGGCUGUUCGUGCAUGCCUGAGCGGGACGAGAUGCAAGAAGACGUUUAUCGCAUAUGCGAUGUGAUCCGAGGCGCACAUUCCCUUGCCAUAGCCAUUGGCCGACCAGCAAACGACGGCAAAGACAUCAAUGUAGCAGAUAUCUUGCUUCAACAAUGGGGUAAACGUGUAUGGACGUUCCCUGAGAUCCUCCUGUCACCCGCUGGCAAGGAGGUCAAAGUUUACAUGCGUGGUGGUGAUCUCACGCUCCCCAUUCGCGUGGCCAAAAAUCAGUUCGCUGCGCAAGUGUGGAAGGACGAUGCCCUUGUUGCGCGUCAGCUCAUCGACCAUUACGAAGGCAACAUGAUUCUCAGCCAACUAGAACUCGUCACUCUAGCCCUCGAAUGUCUCCACAAGCGAGAAACAGCCCAGUACCUCCCCGGUGAUCACAGUUACGCGCUCAUGGGCCUCCUACGCAUACGCCCCAAAAUCGACCCCACUGACUCGGCCUUUCAAGCUUUCGCCCGCCUCUCCCUGGCAAACGGCAGCGACCAGCUCCUCGAGCGCCUCAUCUGCGUUUUACCCAAGACACCCGACCAGCCCUGGCACUCGAUGGACGAUGCCUAUGACGCCAAGCUCUGGGAUAUUCUCCCGCAAGACGUGGGCAUAGCAGGCGUAGGCGAAGACGACACCAUCAUCCUCGACGGCUGUCGAGCCGCAAAUAUACGCUGGAAAUCCUUUACCCCUGUCGCUCACACCCGCCGCCUCUCCUGGCGUCGUCUCCUCGCGCAAAUUGCCCUACGCCUCACGACCAUCGUCUUCAUCGUCGCGCUCGUACUCCUCGGCAUCCCCUCUACAAAAAUCAUUGGCAUCGGCCUAAUCAUCUACACCCUCGCCCUCAUGGCACUGUCCCCCUGGCUCCUGCGCCUGCUGUACCUAGGCAAGUUCUGGGAGCAGCAGUGCUGGUUCUUUGGCUUCGAGGGCUAUAUGGACCUGGACACGAUUGAGACGCAGAUAUUUGGGGCCCGGCUGGGCCGCAUGAAGUGGACGGCGGCGGCGUCGCCGUUGAGUCGCCAUCGGAGGAAUGAGCAGGGGGAGUGUGUGGGGUUCGAUCCGACAGAGGAUGAGGCGGUGCGGGAGUUGGUGGAGAGGGCAAAGGGGGCUGGACCUGGUGAUAUGAGGGUGUUUACUUUGGUGGAUACUGGCAACAUGACAGCCACUAUCUUCCAAGCCGCCCGCCCCCCCACCGCCUUCCUCAUGACCGCCUCAGAAGGCGGCAUGAAGCGCCUCCUCGGCUGCUCCUACGCCUGGGAGACCUCGACCUUUUACCGCGAGACUGUGCUGCGUAUCGGGACAGAGUUCGAGGACAAGAUGGCGCGCAUUGGGCGCGUCAAGUUGGGGUUUCGUAGGGGGAAGAUGCAGGUUGGUCAGUUGGGGGAGGUGGGGGAGGCGGUGGGGGGGUUUGCUGUGGAGGGGUAG
Messenger RNA from Plenodomus lingam JN3, 2421 nucleotides. NCBI's taxonomy places the organism in Eukaryota, Fungi, Ascomycota, Dothideomycetes, Pleosporales, Leptosphaeriaceae. The record is from RefSeq and is a predicted model, not a curated record.